AACCCGGUUUAGAAACAAAAACUUAAAAAAAAACAAAAAAAAAAACCCUAACUCCUCCGCCUCCUAACUCCUCCAUUCUGUCUCCUCUGCCGCAUAGCCGCCACCACCUCUGCCUCAUAGCCGCCACCACCUCUGCCUUCGUGGGGGUGCGAGAUGCUGAGGAGAAGCUGCACUGUUGUUGCUUAUUCCUCUGCAUCGUCCUCUUCUCUCUGUCUCGGUCUGUUCUUCAUCUUCUCUCCUCUUCUUUACGAGAUGAAGAAGAUGCACCACUCGUUACGAGUCCGUCACCACCUCCGGUUCAUCAAGCCAGAUUUGUGAUGCCACCACUUCCGGUUCAUCAAGUUCGUCACACCGUCGUUCGUUACUCCACUUUCUCAGAUCUGAAAAACAACAUUAAUAAAUUUACAAACAGAUUUGAAUCUCACAGAUGGAUAUUGAUGCUUGCUAUGUCUGUGAAUUUUUCAUUAGUGGAUAAGAGAAGACGAGGAACAGAAUCGAGAAAGAUGAGAGAGGAGAAGAGGAGCAGACAAAGAACUCGUGAGGAUGAGAGGAGGCGACAGAGGAAGAGUGAAGAUGUCGUAGGGAGAAGGGAAACAAUAAAAAAUAAAAAUAAAAAUAGAAAAAGCUAAAAAA
Eruca vesicaria subsp. sativa (arugula) is the source of this 633-nucleotide messenger RNA. The record is from the annotation of a GenBank genome assembly. NCBI's taxonomy places the organism in Eukaryota, Viridiplantae, Streptophyta, Magnoliopsida, Brassicales, Brassicaceae.